AACGCAAUAGACGUGAUAACAAAAAUUCAUCAAAUUUUCCAUAAAAUUCCCUUGAAAAAGAUGAAAAUUUAGUCAAAAACCCGAAAAAAUAAAUGGAAAAAAUGCCGCAAUUCGAUACAAGUUCGAUGAAAUCCAAACGUUACAGCGACGAGAACAGUCGAAUCAACCCGAAAUUUUGCAAAUUGGUUCUCCAUCCGAAAAGUUUCAGCAGCGAAGAUUUCUUGGUCAACUCGAAGGAAAACACGGAACUGAAAGUUGGUGAUAUUGUUGAGAUUUACCAGCCCGAUGACGAAGGAUGUCACUUGCUGCUUCAAGUUACGAGCUUUAACGAUGAAAUAAAGGCCGUCAUUAGUGUGGAAAAUAGUAUCGCAGCAGCGUUUAAUUUGCGAACGUACACAAAUGUCUACAUGAAAGUGAUUGAGGAUCCGUCGACUGUUUGUCUCGACUCCGUUGAAAUCACCUUCAAGGACCAAUACAUGGGCCGUUCGGAGAUGUGGCGCGUCCGCAACUGGCUCACCAACACGUGCGUUUACAUCAACAAAAAGCUCGAAUAUUGCGACAGUUCCAUCCGCUGCCAAAUCUACGAAAUGUGGGCCAAAGGAACGCGCGUGGCAUGCGGCGUCAUUAGCGAAAACACCAAAAUUGUCUUUCGCAGCUCGACCAGCAACUUGUACCUGAUGAUCCAAAUGUCUUCGGAGAUGUGGGACUUUGACAUCCAUGGCGACUUGUAUUUCGAGAAAGCCAUAAACGGAUUUCUCGCGGAUUUGUUCAACAAGUGGAAGAAGCUCGGAAGCAAUCAUGACGUCACAAUUGUCCUUUUUUCACGUACUUUUUAUGAAGCGACUAAAAUUGAGGAUUUUCCGGAGCCGAUGCGACUUUGUCUGCGCGAGGAUCACAAAGGAAGGAUUUACGAGGAUUUCUAUCGCGUUGCCGUGCAAAAUGAUCGUUUUGACGACUGGCAUUCGGUGCUGAGUCAAUUGAGGGCAAUGUUCACAAAUUAUCAAAAAAUGGUCCUGCACAAUUACGAUCAUCUCGGACCGAAUGUCCCGAAGGCUUAUAACUCGACAGCAGCUCAGGGAAAUUAUUUGGAGGUCUUGAACAUGUCUCUGAAUAUUUUUGAGAAACAUUUUUUGGAUCGCACGUUUGACCGAACGGGACAACUUUCGGUCGUUAUUUCGCCAGGUGUCGGAAUUUUCGAGGUAGAUCGCGAAUUGACGAACAUCACGAUGCAACGAAUCAUCGACAGCGGCGUCGGCAGUGAUUUGGUGUGUGUUGGCGAGCAACCACUUCAUGCCGUGCCUUUGCUCAAGUUCAACAGCAAACAUUCCUGUUACUUGUCUGUCGAUGACUUUUCGAUGCCGCACUGGAUUAACCUCAGUUUCUACACGACCAACAAAAAAGUCGCUUAUUCCACGUUUGUGCCACGAAUUAAACUCCCCCCGCUGGAAUUGAGUCAAAAAUAUCGCGACAACAUGAUCCCGAUACAAUUCACGCAGUUCAACUACCAAAUGGACUACGUGCAUAAUUCGCUAUUCGACUAUGACGAGUACGACAGUCAAAUUUUCUCGUCCGACAAUCCGCCACAAAGUCAAUAUAUCCCGACGUCGCCGAUUCUGAUGGAUCGCGAUAUGAGUUUGGCAUCGCCGCGCAUCCACAAACUCAAAGAACGGAAAUUGUCGAGUCCAGAUGUUCAUCAUUCGACAGUUUUUGACGAAGAUUCGGCGAAUUCUUGUGGAAAUCAGUGCAUGGUGAUGGACGAUAUGAUACGAGAAGACCAUCGAAUUGUCCGGAGACAUCGUUGGAGUCACACCCAAAGACCGUUUACGACAAAAACCUUGAUAAAUCCCUUUGAUCCGGCGCAUGUCACGGUAAAAUUGACCUCAAGUCGUCGCAGAUGGACUCAUAUUUUCCCGAAAGGACCCUCGGGAUUGCUGGUGCAGCAACAUCAUCAUAACAUUGAGUUGCAUUCCGUGGAUGAGAAAGAAGGCGAUGAUGCAAGUGUCGAUUGUAGAAGUAGUGAUGGCGAGAGAUCGUCCCUGAGUGGAAGUGUCGUGAUGGGAAUGGGAAAUUUGGGAUUGACGCCGAAGAAGAAGAACACGGCGUUGUUGUGGGGUGCCACGGGAGAGCAGGAAUGGACGCCAGCGUUGACAACGGGUGUUGAUUGGAAAUCGCUCACAAUUCCUGCAUGCCUUCCCAUCACAACCGAUUUUUUCCCGGAAGAGAGUGCCUUGCAGAACGACUACGUCUUCUCCGUCUACACUCUUUUGCCGGAAGACAUCAACAUGGAUUUUUCCGUCAUUCGUGGCUCGUACAAACAACCUUUAACCGCUCGCGAUGUCUUCCAAGAGCUCGUUUCGCAACGUCUUUCGCAAGGAUUUCAAGCGAUCAUCACCACGAAGAAACAAACGCCAACCAGUGCCAUUGACGAAACACCCCGAAAACCUCCGCUCGUCGCCACGCCGCUCAAAAAGAAACCUCUUUCCAACGAACGACAAGCGGAACAACUUCUCUCCAUCGGCAGAAUUUUUCAUCGCAUCACGAUGAACGAAUCCUCGAUCACGGUGACACGUUACCGUCCCCGCCAUUUGUACACACCAAAGAGCGUCAACUACAAAUAUCGCUUCCGCACCCCCUUCACGAGCAGCUACGAAGACGAAUAUGUGAAUUUCAGCACGGAACGUCUCGAAAACUUCAAUUGGAACUAUUUGGAUCAAUAUGUUUGCGCGCGCGGCCACACCGAUUAUCCGUUGACGGAAAACAUGAAAUAUUGGCGUUAUCGGAUGUUUUUGUUGCCGAAAGAGGAUUCGGCGACACGGAAAAUUAUCGAGCAAAAUUUGGUCAUGUGCGACAUUUAUUCGCGCGAUACGAUGAUUUUGUCAAAAAAGCAGUGCAUCGAUGACUUUUUGAGGUUUUUGGAGACGCAUCUGAAUCGUGUCAAGAGACAACAAAAGAAGCAAAAGACAACUUCUGUGAGUUCACCGAUGCGAGAUAGACUUGGCAGCACGAGAUUGAACGACAAAAUAAGACCGAGAUCGGAAUCCGUUAAAGUUGGGGAAAAGAGUAAAAUGUUUUCGUCGCCGCUUUCCGAGUCGCAUAGCGGAACAUUGAACGCUCAAUUACUCGACUACCACAGCGAAGAAAGCGAAGACGCCUUUGCCAGCGAAAGUCUCAAACUAAAAUCCAACGCCAGUCUCCCCGAAAUCUUGGAACUUUUCACACAUCCCUUGCAUGGCGUCUCAUUUCUCCAACCGGCACCUACCUUACCUUCAUUCACUUUCACUUCCUUCGACGCCGUCAACUGGAUUUCGAGUCACAUGGAAAUGUCGAACGCCACAAACGAUCCCGUAAAAAUCCUCACUUCCAUGCGAGAUGCCCGAAUGAUUUGUCACGCAUCCGGUGACUUCCGCAAACCCAUAAUUGUCGGUUUUCACCUUUAUUACAUCGUGCAACAAGACACAAAAGCCCCGGAUUUCGCUUUGCCUCUGGGAAAUUUGAAAUUAUUCGAAAACGAAUGGAUGGAAGUGGAAAUUGUCGAUUCAAUUGAGAAAGCGCAGAGUUUCAAUGUGACGCAAAAACCUUUGCAGCCCUACCAACUGUACAAGGAAUGCUAUUUGGAUGUCGAUAUCGGGAACAAAAGUGAUCGCGCGGAAUGGGGACAUGCCAAAUAUCACAAAGUUAUGACGCCGGGCGUGGCAUACGAGAUCGCAGUCGAAUGGAUUGCCGCUUCGGGGUCAAUUAUGAACGAUUUGACGAAUGGCUGGGCACGAAAAGCGUUGCAUUGUAAUUUUCAACUCAUUCCGGUGCCCUUUGAUCCAGUCGCUGAACAGUUAAUUGAGAAGCUCAAUCCAUUCCGGUCGCCGAUUUUCGUUCCCUUGAAUUUCGAUGGGAUCGACGAUGCCCCCGUGGAAUUGGGAGACAAGGAAUCAGCCUUUUUGGAGAUAAUUGCGGCUCGUUUUGGCUUUAUUCCGACUGUAGCGGCGCCGCAGAACAAACUUUUCGUGCAUUGCACGGGAUUUAUGUGCAUUUUGUUGCCGCCUUUUAACAAAACUUACACAACGGUGGAGAAUGAGAAGGAAUUUCACUCGAAAGAUUGCAUGGGCUUCUUGUGGGCCUUCAACCACAUGAUCCAGAACAAGAAAUGGAAACAGUGUCUCAUUAACGACUCGGACGAGCUCUAUCCGCAUCGCAUGCUGAAGGAUUUUCGCAACUUUUGUAGCAACCACAACAAUCGACUUGCGAAAAUUUGGGCAGAAAAUCGUUCCGUUUAAUGUUAUUUACAUUUUUAUCAAUUUAUUACUUGUUUUUUUUUACUCGCUCUGUGACAAUAAAGCAGAAAAUCCUAUAAAUCUUUACUUCCGUUGGUUGGUGGCUCGGGGAUCAUCGGGUCUGACAACAACUGGGAAGAACUUGUAACGACGAUUCCAUAAUUCGUUCUUCUGGUAGUACACGAGACUGCAGCCAAUUAAGACUAAUCCUACGCCAGCGGCAGCGAUAGAUCCCAUAACUUCGGGGAUUUCAUCGCAGCCUUGUUUGAACAACUGUCCAAGAGUCCUACGAGGAAUACGGGCAGCCAUCGAACACGGAUUUUAUGUUUUUUUUACGUCUGCCUGAAUUAUGUAAGGGGAUUGUUUUGAUAUUUUUUCACAGAAAG
Messenger RNA from Culicoides brevitarsis, 4651 nucleotides. RefSeq names its product GATOR complex protein Iml1 (gene Iml1). Gene Ontology annotation, biological process: positive regulation of autophagy; cellular response to amino acid starvation; negative regulation of TORC1 signaling. Gene Ontology annotation, cellular component: GATOR1 complex; lysosomal membrane. The record is from RefSeq and is a predicted model, not a curated record. NCBI's taxonomy places the organism in Eukaryota, Metazoa, Arthropoda, Insecta, Diptera, Ceratopogonidae. Gene Ontology annotation, molecular function: GTPase activator activity. The coding region runs from base 93 to 4268 and encodes 1391 amino acids. The transcript has 4 exons.